Sorghum bicolor (sorghum) is the source of this 2021-nucleotide messenger RNA. Its product is annotated as phytochrome A-associated F-box protein. The record is from RefSeq and is a predicted model, not a curated record. NCBI's taxonomy places the organism in Eukaryota, Viridiplantae, Streptophyta, Magnoliopsida, Poales, Poaceae. Gene Ontology annotation, molecular function: protein binding. Bases 384 to 1541 code for a protein of 385 amino acids. The transcript has a single exon.
GAAAUUUUUUCGAAACUAAACAAGGCCUGAAUAAUAAUUCCACAGAAAUUUGUUGAACUUCAUCGGAACAAUCGCUGCCUGAAAACCAUUGUUUUCUUUUUCCGGUCGUUUACGUCCCGAGAAGAGUCGGUCAGUACAGUAGCUACCAACCAUUUGCGACAGCAGGCAACAGUGCAGGCGCAACCGUCGUCCACACGUCGCAACCGCCAGGAAAAUAAUAAUAAUAAUAAUCGGUGCCGCUAGAUUACAUCACCACCACAAAAUCCUCCAACAUCAAUCCCCAGUUCGCUACGCCAGAGGACCGAAUAAACAAUCCACCGGUCUCCUACCUCCGCGGAAGCACCAGUCCGCAAAUCAACCCCGCCGAGCGCCGAUCGCCAGCCAUGGACCGGCAGCAGGCGGAGGAGGGCGGGAUCGGGAGCGGGAGCGGGAGCGCGCGCGCCAAGACGACGCUCGCCGAGGUGUCGUCGCCGCUGUCCGCUCUGGCGGACGACGUGCUGCUGCAGAUCCUGGGCCGGCUGGAGGCGGACCCGCGGGACUGGGCGCGGGCCUCCUGCGCGUCCCCGCGCCUCGCCGCGCUGCUCCGGGCCGCCUGCCUCCCGCCGCGCCUGUCGCGGGCGCUCCCCGCCGAGCUCCUCCCCGCGCCGCCCCCGGACGGGGCGCCCGCGGCCUGGGCCGCGCUCCACAAGCUCUCCGUCUGCUGCCCGGGCCUCCUCCGCGCCGGGGUGCUCCUCGAGCCCACCGACGACUUCGGGCUCGAGCUCGACAUCGGGCCUGACGUCCCCAUCAUCUGCGCCCCUACUGACGCCGCCUCCGUCGAGGGCUUCGAGGCCACGGCCACCUCCCGCGACGUCGUCGUCGCGGCCGGGGGGAGCGCGCCCGGCGGCGCCGGCGAAUCUGCCAACAACGCCGCCGCGUGGUCGCUCUACGACGACCUGUACCUGGACGCGGCAUACGACUGCUCGUCCGAGCCGCAGAUCCCGCCUGCCUCUGCGGAACCCGCCGCCCCGCCCCCGUCGUCCGUGGCGGCGAUCCGCGACGUGGACGGAGCAACCACCACCACAAAUGCUGCUGCCUCAUGCGGCGGCGUCGCCCGUCGCGGCGUGGUGGCCGGGAGCCGACGGCAUCCGCGGCGGUGGCUGGGCACCGUGGGCGCGCACCUGGCGUCGGGGUCCUGGACGCUGAGCCGCGAGCAGGGGAACAAGCUCCUGGCCAGCCGCUUCCGCGGCGACCGGCUCUACCUCUGCGACUGGCCGGGGUGCGUGCACGCAGAGGAGCGGCGCAAGUACAUGGUCUUCCGCGGCGUGUUCCACAACUUCGCCCGCUCCCAGGUGCGGCGCGCGCUCAGGGACACGCGCCGCCCCACCGUCGCCGUCGAGUGCGCCUUCUGCGGCUGCAAGGAGGCCUGGGACCUCUACUCCGCCUUCUGCCUCCGCGGUUUCUACGGCUACCACGACGACGGCGAGCCCGUCGUGCGCGCCUACGUCUGCGAGAACGGCCACGUCGCGGGCGCCUGGACCGAACGCCCGCUCUACUCCUGAUCUUGGAGUGGCCAUGCCACUCCGACUGACAUGGUAUUGUAUUGCUUCAAAGACUGCCCCCCAUGCCAUUGCCAGAUGAAUGAUGCUCCUAGUAGCAUAUGCCUUCUGCUGUUUCUAGACAUAAUUAUGCGUGUCUGCAUAUAGCAGAAAAUGCGGAUUUUCGUAAUGUUCUGGAUAUAUAUAGAGUAUAUAUGUAUGGAGGAUGUGUAUUCUUUCUUCUUGUUGUUGUUUAUGAGGAUGGCUAUGAGUAGAAUAAGAAUGCCGAUUGAUUUGCAGCAUAGGCGAUAAAAGGUUUGCAUAAAUUUGUAAUCAUGCUACGAUAAAUUUGUGUUGCCGCACUGCUGUUCUAUGAAACGAGCUAUUGUAUCUGGAGUACAGGUACAGGAUUCACACUGUGCAAACAAAUCCUGCUUACUUGUAUCAAAUACCUUGAUAUUGCAAUUGCAUAACUAUAAAGGUCUCUCGGCCUUGACUGCUUCA